This is a messenger RNA of Oikopleura dioica, 756 nucleotides long. The record is from the annotation of a GenBank genome assembly. NCBI's taxonomy places the organism in Eukaryota, Metazoa, Chordata, Appendicularia, Copelata, Oikopleuridae.
AUGCGUAAAAUAAUGCACGAGCUUUUGUGGCGAUACCUCGGCGAGUACGUCUCCACUGACGAUAUGAAUCAGUGGCUUGGCAGUGCGAGCCAAGAAUGUCCGGAAAUUCAGUCCAUAUGCGUUGACGUACUGUUGGUUGUUGAUGCGGAAUGUUCGAUUUGCGACAAUGACGAGCACAAAGCCAGGCUGGCGAAAUUCACGACUUUGGUUUCAAAACUCGGCGCCGAAAAAACGCUUCAAGAACGACUCGACUUGGAAACCGGCACUUUGGAAAAAGCAGGAAUCAUUCCAAAUCAAAAGCAAUUCCAACAAAAAUACAUCAAGACGAAAACGCGUCUGUUUUACAAGCAGCAAAAGUUCAACUUGCUCCGUGAAGAAAUUGAGGGCUACUCGAAGCUGGCUACAGAGCUAUUUGAAAAUAAUCAUCCUGAGGAAACGCUAGAGCAUGUCAAGUCGCUCAUCGGAUGCUUCAAUAUUGAUCCUAAUCGAGUUCUCGAUAUUUGCUUGGAAUAUCUGGAGCAUUCAAUAGUCUCACCAAGCGCCGCAAAAAAAGCUCAUUUCCUGCUACUUGCGCCUCUGCGACUCUACGACUCUAACACAUCUUCUCGGCUUCAAAUUUCAAUUUUACGAAAAAACCAAGACUCCCGAAAGCCUCUACCAAACAGCUGGGCUUUUGCUUCAAAGCGAAAUGGUCGACCUCGACGAUUUGUAUCCCCAUCUUUCUCCGAGCGAUGCGGAAAUCAGAGAGCAUCAUAA